GCUCCCUUGCCUGGAGAAACACCAAUGAGGAUCGUAGCGGGCACGUACGAGGGCUUCUGCUAUGGGUGGGAGUCCAACAACACAGAGUCGGCAGCAGUGGGAGCAGAAUCACUCAGCGGUACCACCACGACAGACACUAAGGGGGUCAAAAAUAGCUCACCGCCUCCCUCCGCCACAGCAGCGGCUUCAUCACAACCACCAACACCACCGCAGCCACUGUCGUUGGUCUUCGGGUACAACGUCCACGUGGGUUGCAUGAAGUCCGUGGCGAUCGCUACCUCCGGCUCUCGCGCGGGGCAGCUGCUUGUUACGGGGGGAGCGGACGAGCGAGUCCGGAUCUACGACCUGAGGGACAGGACCGAACUCGGGGAGCUGCAGCAGCACAAUGGAACAAUCACGUGCAUGGAGUUCUACAAGUCGACGCACCUUCUCACCGGGAGCGAGGACCACACGGUCUGCAUCUGGCGCGUGCAUGACUGGGCGCUUCUCCACGUGCUAGGGGGUCACAAGGCGGCUGUCACUUCUUUGAGCAUUCACCCUUCGGGUAGAAUGGCCCUCUCCGUCUCGCGAGACCGGACCCUUAGGCUGUGGAACCUGCUGGAAGGUCGCUGCGCCUACAUAAAGCGCCUGCAGGGGGAGGGGGAGCUCGUGAAAUGGUCUCCCGCUGGGGAUAGCUACCUGGUGGUCGUCGGGAGCACGGUGUCGGUGUACAGCGCGGCGACGUCGGAGGCUGUCGGGGAGUGCAGGCACGACGCGCGCGUGAACUCGGCGUGCUUCACCGGGGGGAAGGGAGGGAAGGGGGCGGUGGCGGUGGCGACCUGCGCGGACGACAAGACCAUCCGCUUCUUUCGGACGGAGGGGGGAACGCUGCUGGGCAAGGUGGACGUUAGCGACGUGUGUCCUACGGGACGGAUACGCGACAUGUGCCACGUGGGAGCCGACGCCGACGCCGACGCCGACGGCGGCGGCGGCGGAGACCGUGCCUGUUCGGGGGGGGGUUCCCUGGCGACGGUUACAUCCACGGGGGGGGUGCACGUGUGGGGAGUUCCCACACUGGAGGGCGUCGGUGCGGAGGGCUCCGGGGCGGAGCUGACGGUGCCACUGCUCUCGACGCACUCGCUGAAGGGGGAGCCCCGGUUCACGUGCGUAACGGCGUGCUUGUGCGGGGACGUCACGGAGCCGGCCCCUGGAAAAAGCAAAAACUCCAAGAAGCGAAAACGGCGCCAGCGGCAGCAGCAGGAGGCCACCGGUGACGGACAAACACAAGGCCCGCCGGGAGAGGAGGGGCGGGGUCAAGAAGGAGCGCCUGGCGCGGGCGGCAGCGGCAGCAACAAAAAGAAGAAAAAGUCGAAACGCAAGAAGGCGAAGGAGGUUCAGUUUCAAGGUGACCCCGCCUCCAACGGCACCGUGGGGGCGGGGGAAGGGGGGGGGCGAGAGAACGGGACGGGUGUGGGCAAGAAGAGCGGGGCGAAGGUCUAG
Molecule: messenger RNA, 1479 nt
Organism: Ectocarpus siliculosus
Lineage: Eukaryota; Phaeophyceae; Ectocarpales; Ectocarpaceae
Source: the annotation of a GenBank genome assembly